AUGGCUACUUGGAAAGUCCGGACAAGUAGUUUCUCAAAGAACUUUUCAGCUGCACCUGCCUCUUCUGUCCCUGGUCUCAAGUAUGGACCAAAUGGAACAAUCUUUCUUUCAUUAGGCAUACCGGAUCUUGAUAGUAAUCCCAAUACCCCCAUUUUAUAUUUUAUUAAAGCAUCUAAACAAGACUUUCAUGUCUCAAGGAGUAGUACACAACCAACCUAUUCUUUAUGCAAGCUAAUCAAAAACCCUAGAGCCUUUUUGGGAACCUUGCCAACUACUUUAGUCCCCAAAGAUGACAAAUCUCGUAACAUUGAUGCAGAACAGAAGGAUUUGCGGAUUGCUUGGCAAUAUAAGAAGUACCUUGGGGAAAAUAAGCAACAUAACGAGGAGCGAGGUAUGAUGGAAAUAUCACAAGUGCAGGAAGAAUUGCUAUCCAAUCAUUUUGAAGCCUGUAGUCUUCAAGGGAUAUCAAAUAGGCGGUGCAAUCUGUGA
Messenger RNA from Lactuca saligna, 489 nucleotides. NCBI's taxonomy places the organism in Eukaryota, Viridiplantae, Streptophyta, Magnoliopsida, Asterales, Asteraceae. The record is from the annotation of a GenBank genome assembly.